Elgaria multicarinata webbii is the source of this 2064-nucleotide messenger RNA. It is a transcript of the gene P4HA2, whose product is annotated as prolyl 4-hydroxylase subunit alpha 2. Lineage: Eukaryota; Metazoa; Chordata; Lepidosauria; Squamata; Anguidae. Gene Ontology annotation, biological process: peptidyl-proline hydroxylation to 4-hydroxy-L-proline. Gene Ontology annotation, molecular function: procollagen-proline 4-dioxygenase activity; L-ascorbic acid binding; iron ion binding. Gene Ontology annotation, cellular component: endoplasmic reticulum. The transcript is spliced from 15 exons. Bases 64 to 1677 code for a protein of 537 amino acids. The record is from RefSeq and is a predicted model, not a curated record.
GAAAUUAGUCAACUGUGCAAAAGAAUUGGCAAUAAUUUUCAGGAGAUAUUCCAUUGAUACAAGAUGGCUCCGUGGCUGAAACCAUUACUUUUAAUCUGCAUUACCUGCAUGGGACAGAUACAGGCAGAAUUUUUCACUUCUAUAGGCCAGAUGACAGACUUAAUUUAUGCAGAAAAAGAUCUGGUACAGUCGUUAAAGGCAUAUAUUCAAGAAGAAGAAUCUAAGCUUUCUAAAAUUAAAAGAUGGGCUGAGAAGAUGGAAUCCCUAACUACGAAAUCCACUUCAGAUCCAGAAGGUUAUCUUGCGCACCCCGUCAAUGCCUAUAAACUGGUGAAGCGUCUAAACACAGAAUGGUUGGAGCUAGAGAAUUUGGUUCUUGAGGAUGCGACCAAGGGUUUUAUUGCAAAUCUCACAAUUCAGCGCCAGUUCUUCCCAAAUGAAGAAGACGAGACAGGAGCUGCCAAGGCAUUAAUGCGCUUGCAGGACACAUACAAGCUGGACUCUGAAACAAUUUCGAAAGGAGAAUUUCCAGGAACCAGGUACCAAUCUGCCCUGACAGUGGACGACUGCUUUGGCAUGGGGAAAACAGCUUACAAUGAUGGAGAUUAUUACCACACAGUGCUAUGGAUGCAGCAAGCGUUGAGACAACACGAUGAUGGUGAAGAGGCAGUCGUCACUAAGGCAGAGAUCCUGGACUACCUCAGUUAUGCCGUCUUUCAGCUUGGUGACAUACACAGGGCUAUGGAGCUCACGCGGCGGCUGGUUUCCCUUGAUCCCAGUCAUGAGAGGGCAGGCAGCAACAUGCAAUACUUUGAGAAGCUGCUGGAGAGUGAAAAAGAAGCGAAGCCAUUCAAUGAGACCUCAGACACAGUUGAGUCAGCAUCAUACGGUGGAAUUUAUGAAAGGCCCCAGGACUACUUGCCAGAGCGUGAGAUCUAUGAGGCCCUUUGCAGAGGAGAAGGUGUGAAAAUGACACCUCGAAGACAAAAGAGGCUAUUCUGUAGGUACCACAAUGGAAACCGAAACCCGCACCUGCUUAUAGCGCCUUUUAAAGAAGAAGAUGAAUGGGAUAGUCCGCAUAUUGUCCGAUACUACGAUGUCUUAUCUGAUGAAGAAAUAGAGAAGAUUAAGGAGCUGGCUAAACCAAAAUUGGCAAGAGCUACUGUACGCGAUCCCAAGACAGGUGUGCUCACUGUAGCCAGCUACAGGGUGUCUAAAAGUUCAUGGCUGGAGGAAGAAGAUGAUGUGGUUGUCGCCAAAGUGAAUCAUCGAAUGGAGCAAAUUACAGGAUUAACAGUAAAGACGGCUGAAUUAUUGCAGGUUGCUAAUUAUGGUAUGGGAGGACAAUACGAGCCACACUUUGACUUCUCAAGGAAAGAGGAACCUGAUGCUUUCAAGCGUUUAGGGACUGGGAAUCGUGUGGCCACUUUUUUAAAUUAUAUGAGUGAUGUAGAAGCUGGAGGCGCCACAGUUUUCCCAGACUUUGGAGCUGCAAUUUGGCCCAAAAAGGGGACUGCAGUAUUUUGGUAUAACCUCUUCAGAAGUGGAGAAGGUGAUUAUCGAACAAGACAUGCAGCAUGCCCAGUGUUAGUAGGAUGUAAGUGGGUAUCAAACAAGUGGUUCCAUGAGAGAGGAAAUGAAUUCUUAAGACCAUGUGGGUCAACAGAAGUCGACUGAAACCAGCCUACAUAUUAGUCUGCUUUUUCCCCUGUCUGCCCACGUCUCUGUGCAUGGUCCAGUUCAUUUCUAAGAAAUGACUCCUACUCUACUAUGAAUAAAUGAUGGCACUAUUUAUUUGAAGAAAAGGGAGUGCCUGUCAGUGAAAGUAGAGAGCUCUUCAUACUGAUGGUGCUACAUGGUUAUUUCUUCCGACAUUAUCUACAUUUGUCAUUUCCCUGCCCUCUCCAGGAACUGUCAGGCUUUGUGCCUUCCGAACAUCGAGCACUUUUUAGACAUUGAAGAUUUGUCAAGGAACCAAUUUUUCAAAUGUACCAUUUUAAUUUUAUUGUAUUUUCUAGGGUGUGCAAAUUUUAACAAACAACAUAAAAUGUUAUUUUAAAAGAA